AUGGAAGUUUUAUAAGUUUCACGAUUGAAAUAAAUUAGAACUUCAAGACAAAAGAGUAGAUCAUAAUUUGAACAUUAAAUAUAGGGAAAGGAUAAAAUAAUAAAGGAUGAAAAAUAUUUAGAAACUGUGGGUUUUAAUUAUGAAAAGAAGGCUUAGAAUAUGUAAUAAAUCCAUAAAAAUAAACUACAAGGAUUUAUGCUAUUCUAAAACAUAAGCAUAAAUAGAAGUUUAAUAGAUGCUUGUUAGCAUGCUGUAAUGGAAUAUGAUCAAUUUAGAAAAUGUACUCCAGAUAUUAGAGUAUUAAAGAGGAAACGAAAUGGGAAAAUUAUAUUUUAAACAAUUCCAAAAUUAGCAUUUCCAAAAUAACAAGUAGCAUCAACAACAUAAUAAAAUUUUAUUAUUUCAAGAUUGUAACUAAAAGAACAAAAUUCUUUCAGAUUAACAAAAGCUUUUAAUGAUGAGAAAAAGGGUGUGUUUUUUUCUGAUAGAUAGAUUCAAAAAAGUGAAUUUCUUAUUAAUAAUUUUUAAUGA
Messenger RNA from Paramecium sonneborni, 531 nucleotides. NCBI's taxonomy places the organism in Eukaryota, Ciliophora, Oligohymenophorea, Peniculida, Parameciidae. The record is from the annotation of a GenBank genome assembly.